This is a messenger RNA of Triticum turgidum subsp. durum (durum wheat), 2316 nucleotides long. Lineage: Eukaryota; Viridiplantae; Streptophyta; Magnoliopsida; Poales; Poaceae. The record is from the annotation of a GenBank genome assembly.
AUGACGCACAGCAGCAGCCACCACCACCACCACCACCACCACCACGCGCUCUGCUGCCUCUCCUCCGCACCGCAACAUCCCGAAGCGUCGCCCACGCCGGCACCGGAGCCCGCCGCGGCCACCGCUACGCAGGUGCCGGGGUCGGUAGCGGUGGCCGGCGUGCUGCACAAGUGGACCAACUACGGCCGCGGGUGGCGGGAGCGCUGGUUCUCGCUCCGCGACGGGGUGCUCUCCUACUCCAAGAUUCGGGCCGACGCGGGGGGCGGGGAGGCGGCCGGACGGAUCGCUGACGACGGGGAGGUCAGGCUGAUCGGCGGCGCGUCCGCGAGGAUCGACGGGGGGCGCCGCCCGGAGAAGCCCGUCGGAGUCGUCUGCCUCAAGGUGUCCGCAUUUCGUGAGAGCAAGUCCGACGACAGGAGAUUCUACAUAUUUUCUCCCACAAAGACACUUCAUUUGAAGACAGAUUCGAAAGAUGACCGUGUCGCUUGGAUCGAGGCCUUGAUCUUGGCGAGGAGUGUUUAUUCGCUCAGGUCACUCAGUGGAAGUAUAACUUUUGUGCAGAGUGAUGUUUCAGUUUCCACUGCAAGGCUUCGAAAUCGGAUGCACCAGGAUGGUUUAAACGAGAGUCUUAUACAGGACUGCGAACAGAUUAUGCUUUCGGAGUUUUCAAGCUACAGAAAGCAACUGAAGCUACGCUAUGACGAUCAUCUAAGCUUGUUCGGAUCUAGCAGACACCAUUUCGAGGAAGGUAAAGAUGGAAAUAUAAUACAGGGGGCGUUGACAAAAAAUGAAUUUUCUAGUUCCCGGCAUGGAAAUUUCAGUGAAUAUAGCACAACAGAAUCUGAUGAAUUUGAGAAGCAAGAUGGUGGUGAAUUGACUUGUGAAGAGGACUCUACAUUCUUUGAUGCUGCAGACUACUUCAUAGAAUCAAACAGCAGAUCUUCAACAAUGUCAGAUUCCACAGAUUGUGGUGUACACAGUGCUACUAACAUAGAUAAUCCAGGUGGCCAAGAAGUUGUGGAUAUCCAAAUUCAAGAUUCUAACAACAUGCUACCUGAAAUCAAACGACGGAGUAAACUACCAGAACCUACUGAGAAAGAGAAAGGAAUCAGCCUUUGGUCCAUUAUUAAAGAUAGUGUUGGCAAGGAUUUGACACGAGUAUGCCUUCCAGUUUACUUCAACGAGCCACUUUCAUCCCUCCAAAAGUGCUUUGAAGAUUUCGAAUAUUCCUACCUUCUGGAUCAAGCCUAUGAAUAUGGAAAAGUGGGGAAUAGCCUCAUGAGAAUCCUGAAAGUAGCUGCUUUUGCGAUCUCUGGCUAUGCUUCAUCUGUCGCGAGACCUUGCAAACCAUUCAAUCCAUUGUUAGGAGAGACUUAUGAAGCUGAUUUUCCUGAUAGAAGGAUCCGCUUUUUUGCCGAGAAGGUUAGUCAUCAUCCAAUGCUGAUUGCCUGCCACUCUGAAGGCAAGGGCUGGAAAUUCUGGGGCGACAGCAAUGUAAAAUCCAAGUUCUGGGGGCAGUCAAUUCAAGUUGAUCCUGUUGGCGUUUUGACAGUGGAAUUUGAUGACGGUGAAAUCUUCAAGUGGAGUAAGGUGGGUGGCAUGAUAAGACGGGACACUCACGGAUUGGAACUAUAUUCAAAACUGAAUUCUGCCUGUCACAUGCUGAUGCGUUUUCAGGUGACAACAACUAUUAAUAACCUCAUUCUUGGGAAGCUGUACUGCAACCAUCAUGGAAUUAUGCACAUAAAGGGGAAUCGGCAGUAUUCAUGUAAACUCAAGUUCAAAGAGCCAUCGCUGCUUGACCGCAAUCCUCACCUAGUACAAGGCUUCGUGGAGGACAAUGAUGGAAAGAAGGCUUCAUUUUUAAUAGGAAAAUGGGACGAAAGUAUGUACUAUACAAAUUUAGAUACUUCCAAGGUCAAGAGCGCCGAUCAAUUGCAAGGUGCCUCCCUACUUUGGGAAAAGAACAAGCCUUCUCCCAACCCAACUCGUUACAAUCUAUCUUCUUUUGCGAUCACAUUGAAUGAGCUGACCCCAGAGCUUCAGGAGAAACUCCCCCCUACUGAUUCACGGCUAAGACCAGACCAGCGGCAUUUAGAGAACGGUGAGUAUGAGAAGGCAAAUACAGAGAAGUUGAGGUUGGAACGGCGGCAAAGAAUGUCGACUAAACUUCAAGACAAUGGUUGGAAGCCUCGAUGGUUCGAGCAGGACGCAGAGGACGGGGCAUAUCAUUACAAAGGUGGGUACUGGGAAGCAAGGGACGAAGGACGCUGGGACGGAUGCCUCAAUAUAUUCGGGGAGUUCUCAGAAACGUGA